Recurvomyces mirabilis is the source of this 1122-nucleotide messenger RNA. RefSeq lists its product as uncharacterized. The coding region runs from base 1 to 1122 and encodes 373 amino acids. The transcript is spliced from 3 exons. NCBI's taxonomy places the organism in Eukaryota, Fungi, Ascomycota, Dothideomycetes, Mycosphaerellales, Teratosphaeriaceae. The record is from RefSeq and is a predicted model, not a curated record.
AUGUCGGAAGAGACUGAACCUUUCAGACCAGCGAGUGUCCUCCUUUCGCAUGCCGUCAUCAAGCAAUGCCGACCAGAAACAAUCUUGCAGACCGCCAGAUAUUUACUUGGUAGCAUCUCACCUACAAGCAAAGUGACGCUCGAAGAAGCCUCCAUCAUCCCGAGCUCGAAAGACGGCUCGCCUGUGGCAGACCUGGCUGUAGCUAGCACGGACAACCAGAUAUUGCCACUCAACGCAGCAAGCGAGGCUCCCAGGACACCUAACCUUGAAGCAGACCGGAACUCGCAAGCUGGCCGUCGGACAGUGCUAGCAAAGCAGCCAAUCCGCCGCCAGAGUAUACCCCAGACUACAACCAGUACGCAAAGCCGGGCGAGGAUCUGGAUCGGACCAAGACUCGGCAAAUCUUUAAAGAAAGGCGUCGCUUCACAGCUCAAGCGUGAAGGUCUGACAGUACAGGAAAAGCACUCAGAGCCGUGGACAUCCAGUGAGCUGGAGUUCGCGCAGACCAUGGAAGGGACGAUUACCAGCGCUCAGAUCGCAAUCAGACUCGGCAAAUCACCAGCCAAAGCGGUCGAUGUAAAGCUUGACGGUGAGCAUGGGCGUGUCGGCCUGACAGAGAAGCCCAUGGCUACCAGGAACACUUGGUGCGCUGAUGAGCUGGAACAAGCGCUGUCAUGGACAGCCACCAUGACCUAUGCCGAGAUCGCAGAGAAGCUGGGCAGACCGAACGUAUCUACUGUUCAACGCAGACUGGAACAUGAGCUGCCCGACGAGCGCAAGCGACCACGCGCAUGGGCCCACUGGCCGACCAAGGGAGAUGCAGACCGUCGUCACCAAAAGAGUGCCGCCCGAUCGAGCAGACCUCACAAAGCCCCGCUGACGGGCUCGAAGGUCCAUGUCAGACCAAUGGUGUCUGUUCUUGCUGCGGAGAAAGUCGGCCACUUUCUGCACUCUUGUCAAGCCGACACUAUCUCUCGCACAUCCAGAGAUCUCACAGCACCGGAGGCAUCAUUGGACGUCCUCCGUCUGGUGGCAAAACUUGCUCUGGCCUCGAACGAUGGUCAGACCAUGAUCACGACGUUCCACAUCUCCAAGAGCUUGUCCAUGCUUCGGUUCAAGUAG